AUGAAGAACACCACUCGUCAAACAUCCAAAGGCGUAUGGUGCAAAAACAGCCGCAGAACGCGCAUGUACGACAACCCCACCACUUCAGACGUGACCAUCCAUUUCAGCGGCCAAACCAUCCACGCACACAAAGCCACUUUAUCCGAGUACUCCGAAACCUUCUACCGCGCCUUCGAAGGCCCCUUUGCCAAAACAGCUUCCUACACAAUCACCACCGCAGAAUACGGUCCACAAGCCGUAGAAGCACUGCUCAAGCACAUUUACUCUCUGCCCUACGAAGAACCCUCAGGCGUAGAAGAAGAUCUGGAUUGGUACCUCCAACUCUAUCUCAUCGCAAUCGAGUACCGCGUCGACAGCUUCGAAGCCGAAGUCGUAGAUCUGAUUCGCGCAGAAGUGUUUCAGAGCAAAGAAGUGGCUUCCAACGAAGAAGUCUUCAAAGACCACUGCCAGAAAAUCGAAGACUUGUAUACCGCCAACGCACUCCCCAUGUCCCUGUUCAACAUGAUGGCACGCCAAAUCAACGCUCGCGACAAAUCCAAAGGCAUCAGAGAAGAAAUCAUCAGAGACAGAGAUGUCAGAAGACAGCAAAAAGUCAGUUGUGCUAGGCACGACAGAUUUGUGGAUUUGCUGAACGAAGGAGGGGGUAAACAUGGAAAGGCAGAAUGGAUGUCGGGGGAUUUUGAGGAGGAGGUUAGGGAGUUGAGUAAGAGCGAGAAGAGGAAGCAGAACUAUGAGAAGAAGACUAGGGUUAAGAAGCAUAAGGCUGCUCGUGCUGGAAGAAGGGGGUUCUUGGAGGAGGAGUAG
Molecule: messenger RNA, 804 nt
Organism: Aureobasidium namibiae CBS 147.97
Lineage: Eukaryota; Fungi; Ascomycota; Dothideomycetes; Dothideales; Saccotheciaceae
Exons: 1
Coding region: 1-804 (267 amino acids)
Biological process (GO): proteasome-mediated ubiquitin-dependent protein catabolic process; regulation of proteolysis
Cellular component (GO): cytoplasm
Molecular function (GO): ubiquitin protein ligase binding
Source: RefSeq, a predicted model, not a curated record